GCCUGAACCCCUGCCACCAGCCCCUGAACCUCACUUUGCCGCAGGGAGGCACUGAACUAAGAAACUGCCUUGUUACAGGUCACGCCCCUCUUUCUACUCCCUUUCUUAUAUCAAGAGGGGAAAAACACGGAACUACCUCUACCCGUUCUGGUCACCAUACGCCUAUUACCUUUACUGCUACAAGUACCGGAUCACCCUCCGGGAGAAGAUGCUGCCUUGCUGUAAAAGCAUCACCACUUAUAAGGAAGUGGAGGACUUGACACUCCGGCCCCGUUGCUGCCUUCAGUGCUCCUGAGUCCCUAGUAGGUCUUCAGGGGGGCAGACGCACCGAGCAGGGUGAUCAAGACCAGCUUAAAGAAUUAUAUUCGGCUGGGAACCUGACGGUGCUGUCUACUGACCCCCUGCUUCACAAGGGCCCGGUGCAGUUAGACUUCCACUUCCGCCUCACCCCCCAGACCUCCGCCCACUGGCACGGCCUUCUGUGUGACCAUAGGCUCUUCCUGGACAUCCCGUAUCGGGCCUUGGAUCAAGGCAACCGGGAAAGUUUGACUGCAGCACUGGAGUAUGUGGAGGAGAAGACCAAUGUGGAUUCCGUGUUUGUAAACUUCCAAAACAACCGGAAUGACAGAGGUGCUUUGCUACGCGCCUUCAGCUACAUGGGCUUUGAGGUGGUCAGACCAGACCACCCAGCCCUUCCUCCCUGGGACAAUGUCAUCUUUAUGGUGUAUCCCCUUGAAAGGGAUGUUGGCCACCUGCCCAGUGAACCUCCCUGAACAUGCUAUUCCUACUCUGCGAGGGGCUGGGAGCCGUGUUAAGUGAGAACCAAGCUUCCAGGAUGUGACAAAACACCUUCCAUCUAGGAGUAAAGGGUAGUGCAAUC
Molecule: messenger RNA, 880 nt
Organism: Capra hircus (goat)
Lineage: Eukaryota; Metazoa; Chordata; Mammalia; Artiodactyla; Bovidae
Gene: OAZ3
Product: ornithine decarboxylase antizyme 3
Exons: 5
Biological process (GO): positive regulation of protein catabolic process
Cellular component (GO): cytoplasm; nucleus
Molecular function (GO): ornithine decarboxylase inhibitor activity
Source: RefSeq, marked reviewed